AUGAAGUUGAAACUAUCUGCCUCUCGAAAAACCCGUCACACAGAAAUGGUGUGCGGUGUUGGGUGGAUUGGAACAGAAUCUAUUCUUUCCGCCGCUGACGAUCAUCUUUUCUUGCUGACCAAUACGGCAACAAAUGAGUCUCAACAGAUUUUAAGCAUGCAAGAGUCAUUCUACCCUACAUCUUUACAUAUUUUCCCUCGGGCUCUAAAUAAAGGAGGCCAAAACGAUGUUUUCGCAGUUUCCACAUCAGAUGGAAAGGUCAACAUUCUUUCGAGAAGCGGAAAAAUGGAAAAAAUAGUAGACGCUCAUAAUGGAGCUGCCCUGUGUGCCAGAUGGAACUCAGAUGGUACUGGAUUGUUAACAUGUGGAGAAGAUGGAUUUGUCAAAAUGUGGUCUCGCAGUGGAAUGCUCCGUUCAGUACUCGCUCAAUUUGCAACUGCAGUAUACUGUGUUGCAUGGGAUUCAACAUCCUCUAAUGUUUUGUAUUGUAAUGCUGAUCAAUGUUAUAUCAAAUCACUCAAAAUGCAAGUAGCACCACUGAAAUGGAAAGCUCACGACGGAAUCAUUCUAUGUUGCGAUUGGAACCCAACUGCAGCAUUGAUAGUGACUGGGGGAGAGGACUUGAAGUUCAAGGUUUGGGAUGGAUUUGGUCAAAUCCUAUUCAAUUCAUCUGUACAUGAUUAUCCAAUUACAAGUGUGUCGUGGAACACCGAUGGGAGUUUGUUUGCAGUUGGGUCUCAUAACAUUCUGAGACUUUGUGAUAAAUCAGGGUGGUCUCACUCCUUGGAAAAAAUGAAUUCUGGCUCAGUGAUGUCUAUGGCUUGGUCACCAGAUGGAACACAGUUGGCGGUCGGGACAGCAGCUGGACUAGUCUAUCACGCACACAUUGUUGACAAACGACUAACUUAUGAAGAGUUUGAGAUUGUUCAAACUCAGAAAACUGUGAUUGAAGUGCGGGAUGUCAGUAGUGAAGUGUCAAAAGAGACGUUAGAAACAAAAGAGAGAAUAUCGAGAAUUUCAAUUUUAUACAAGUAUCUGAUUGUGGUCACAUCCUCUCAGAUUUAUGUGUACAGCUCCAAAAACUGGAAUACUCCAACCAUGAUUGAAUACAGUGAGAAAACUGUAAAUAUUAUUGUGCAGUGUGAAAAAGUAUUCUUGGUAUCCGAUGGGUUGACUAUCACCGUCUUCACUUAUGAAGGACGUAAACUAAUAAAUCUCAAUCCACCUGGUCAAGUGAUGGCUCUCUUAGAUGAGAGAAAAAUAGAUCUUGCUAACGAUACGCUGGUCGUUCGAGACCGCGCAGAUAACAAAAUUCUUCACUUUUUUGAUCCAACUACCGGGAAACCCCAAGGAGAUGGGAACUUGAAGCAUGAUUAUGAUAUUGUUGAGCUGACUGUUAACCAGUGUGGUCCACUUAACGACAGAAGUGUUGCAUUCCGUGAUCAUAUUGGAGCGGUUUAUAUUGCAAUGGUAAAAACAUUCGGAGUCAGUCAGAGAAUGGUAAAGAUAGGAUCGCUUGUAGAACAGCUGGUGUUUAAUGAUGUGACUAACAUGCUUUGUGGUAUAUCUGAAGGGAAAGUUGCUGUAUGGCCUCUUCCAAAUGUUGCGUUCCUUGACAGAAAUUUAUUACAAAAAUCUCUUAUUCAAAAAAGUAUUGGAAGUGUAGGAAAAUUCCCACAACUUGCCAAUUUUGCUGGUAACACAAUUGUAAUAAGAAAAUCAGAUGGAUGUUUGGUACCAACGGGAAUAUUACCAUUCUAUGGAACACUUAUUACUAUGGGUUCUCAAUCCAAAUGGGACCAGGCGAUUCGUUUGUGUAGAAGCAUUGGCAACGAUACUCUUUGGGCAACACUUGCUGGUUUAGCUGUGAUUCAUAAGAAUAUGAUCGCGAUGGAAAUAUCUUAUGCUGCACUGGAAGAUGAUGAGAAGGUGUCAUUGAUCAAUGAGAUAAAGGAUAAAAGUGAUAAAGAGAUCCGUCAAGCUAUGCAAGUGGUGCUAACCGGAAAAUUGGGAGAUGCGGAUGUGAUGUUGGAAAGGAACGGACAUGGGUUCAGAUCAUUGAUGCUGAAUAUUCAGAUGUUCAAAUGGAAAAGAGCUCUGGAGCUUGCAACUAAGAACAAACAAUGGUUGGAAAUUGUCAUGGGAUACCGAGAAAGAUAUCUGAAAAACUGUGGGCAGAAAGAAACGGACCCCCAAUUCUUGAAGCAUCAGGCGGAGGUUGAAAUCGACUGGGUCCAUAUCCGAGAACUGAUUGCUGCUGAGAGAACCAAAGGGAAUUAUUGA
Molecule: messenger RNA, 2283 nt
Organism: Caenorhabditis remanei
Lineage: Eukaryota; Metazoa; Nematoda; Chromadorea; Rhabditida; Rhabditidae
Exons: 13
Coding region: 1-2283 (760 amino acids)
Biological process (GO): cilium assembly
Cellular component (GO): intraciliary transport particle B; cilium; centrosome
Molecular function (GO): protein binding
Source: RefSeq, a predicted model, not a curated record